UGGUUGUUUAAGUAUAUCCAUGGCGAUUCCGGUGAUUGAUUUCUCCAAGCUCACCGGUGAGGAGAGGGCAAAGACGAUGGCCCAAAUCGCUAAUGGAUGUGAAGAAUGGGGAUUCUUUCAGCUGGUGAACCAUGGAAUCCCAGAGGAGCUUCUGGAAAGGGUGAAGAAGGUAUGCUCGGAGUGCUAUAAGCUGGAAAGAGAAGAAAAUUUCAAGAACUCAAAACCUGUGAAGCUGUUAAACGAGCUGGUGGAAAACAAGAGCAGUGCCAAGUUGGAGGAUAUUGAUUGGGAGGAUGUUUUCAUUCUCCUUGACGACAACGAGUGGCCAUCCCGAACACCUGGGUUCAAGGAAACAAUGGCGGAAUACCGGUCCGAAUUGAAGAAAUUGGCUGAGAAGGUUAUGGAAGUGAUGGAUGAAAAUCUGGGUUUGCCAGAGGGGUACAUCAAGAAGGCACUAAACGGGGGUGGGGAAGAGGAUGAGGAUGCCUUCUAUGGCACCAAGGUCAGCCAUUACCCACCCUCGCCUCAUCCCGAUAUGGUGAACGGUCUCCGGGCUCAUACUGAUGCAGGCGGGGUUGUCCUUCUCUUCCAAGAUGACAAGGUGAAAGGCCUUCAAAUCCUCAAAGACGGGAAAUGGAUCGACGUGCAGCCAUUGCCAAACGCCAUCGUGAUCAACACAGGAGAUCAGAUAGAGGUGCUAAGCAAUGGCAGGUACAAGAGUGUUUGGCACCGGGUUUUGGCUACCCCAGAUGGGAACAGGAGAUCUGUUGCUUCAUUCUAUAAUCCUUCCCUCAAGGCCACCAUAGCUCCUGCCCCCCAACUCCUGGAAAAGACAAAACAGGAAGCACAGGAUUAUCAAAUAGCUGCCAGCACUUACCCGAAGUUUGUGUUUGGUGACUACAUGUCUGUCUAUGCUGAGCAGAAGUUCCUCCCAAAAGAGCCAAGGUUCCAAGCUGUGAGAGCCAUGUAAUUAAUUAAUGAACAGCAAGGAUGAUGAUCAUGGAAAAUUGAUCUCGCAUCAGAUAUUGAUGGGGAAGAUCAAAAGUUUAACUUUUUCUUUUGUUUGUUCUUUUGAAUUUUGUCCAAACGCAACUGGCUUCUCCUUUUCUUAGUUGUCAACACUGAUGAUAGGGAAGGAUAGAAAGCUCGAGUGUGUGUUAUAGGAUAUGGUUGGUGUGUGUCAUGCUUCUAUAUAUUUCUUGUAUUGAUCAUGUUGCUUUGUUUAAUUAAAUGUACUAGCACAGGUAUGCUUUGUACAUUACUAUCAUAUACAUAUAAUUCUUCUUUGACUUCA
Molecule: messenger RNA, 1294 nt
Organism: Malania oleifera
Lineage: Eukaryota; Viridiplantae; Streptophyta; Magnoliopsida; Santalales; Ximeniaceae
Product: 1-aminocyclopropane-1-carboxylate oxidase 5
Exons: 3
Coding region: 20-970 (316 amino acids)
Source: RefSeq, a predicted model, not a curated record